Messenger RNA from Fusarium falciforme, 1218 nucleotides. RefSeq lists its product as hypothetical. The coding region runs from base 1 to 1218 and encodes 405 amino acids. The record is from RefSeq and is a predicted model, not a curated record. Gene Ontology annotation, cellular component: fungal-type vacuole membrane. Lineage: Eukaryota; Fungi; Ascomycota; Sordariomycetes; Hypocreales; Nectriaceae. The transcript is spliced from 3 exons.
AUGACUUCAGAUAAGGUAAAUGCGGAGUCAGAACGGGCUGUUUCGCCUCUUGACGAGACAACCCGUACAGAUGCCGCACCGGCUGCAGACGCCCAGAGUGACAACGCUUCAUCAGAUGACCAUGUUCGGGACAAGAAGGCAAGUCCAAGCCCCAGCAAACGACAGAAGCUCAAGCAUCAUUUUGGACGCUUCAAGUGGUGGUACCGGCUUGGACUCAUAAUUCUUCUCGCCAUUCUGCUCCCACUCUUUUUCAAAGUCAUCAUUCCAGCAAUCAUCCAAAGCAUCCUCAAUGGCCAGAAAUUGCAGAUAACCAGCGGUGCUCUCCAGGCGCUCUCGCCAACUCAUGUCAACAUGAGUUUGCACACGUACCUGGACACGCCAUUGGGGGUAAAGAUCGAUCCCGUUGACCUCUAUCUGUACAACAAGAACACGAAGCCCUAUGCGCCAUUCUUCAAGCUUCACCUUCCGGAGCAGCACGUCAAUCACAAAACAGAUCUCAUCAUCACGAACCAGACCCUUUUGGUGGCCAACGAGACAGAACUGCUGAUAUGGUUCAACCAGUUCUUCGACCAGCCGAAGGUCAAGUUGUCCCUCCAGGGCGAGCCGAACAUUUACCUCGGUACUCUGAAGUACAAGCGCAGCCUUGACAAGACAAUUGAGGUCCCUUCUCUGACCUACCUCAACGGCUUUGGGUUACGCGAUAUGGAAUUCAUGCUCAAGUCAAACGACACAAAAUUCAACAUGAAAGGGCAUCUGAACAUCCCCAAUUCUGGGGUUCUGACUCUCGGAUUGGGCAACCUCACCUUCAAUCUCAUGUCGGGGGAAACAAGAAUUGGUUUGGUACACCUUUACGACCUUCAGCUUAGGCCUGGGAACAAUUCGGUUCCUUUUGACGGGAACUUCUUUUUCGAUGAGCUUGUGCCCAACCUAUCGGAAAUCCUUGACAGUCAGAAAGAAGCGCUCAGCCAUGGUUACAUCGAGCUCGCAGCAACAGGAAACUCCACCAUAGUCAACGGAGAACACGUCAAGUACAUCGAAGGCGUUUUGAACAGGAAGCACAUCAAGUUCACCGUCCCUGUCAUAACACUACUCGGCGAUGUUGUCGGCGGCUUGCUAGGGAGAAAGCUCAGGAGGAAACAAGACGAGCACACGAAGCGUGGUGAAAAGAUCGAACUCGAGCAGACCUUGGGUGUGGAACCUUUUGAGAUUGGGACUUAG